AUGCCGCCAGCAGCCCCGCGAGCCCCGGGCGCGCCAGGCCGCGCACAGCUAGAGGCCAUGGUCAAGCUCGUGCAUGACGUAACCGGGCGCCCGCUCAACGAGAUCAGGACGGACCUCGAGUACACGCGCGACCCGCAGAGGACCAUUGUGAGGAUCAUGGAGGGCGAGUUUUUGAAAGGGACACCGAGGGAGCUGGGACGGGCUGGGGGUGCGGGUGGUAUGGGCAUGAGUGGGAAUGCGGACGGGAAUGCGGUGCAGAUGCUGGAUCCUCGGCCGUCAGCACCGCUGCUACCGCCGCCGGUGGUGCACAACUGGCCGUGGAGAGAGAGUGAGAGAGAACGGGAAACGGAGAGUAGAAGCCCUGAGAAGAAGAAUGUGCCGAUGCAGGUUAUUGAUCUCUGCGAUUCGGAGGAAGAGGACGAAUCACCCCCGGCACCCCCGGCACCCCCGCCGCCCCUCCCCCAGCCACAGCGGGCGACACAGAUGCAGCCGUCACCAGAAACAUGGCAGCGAGGCCCUGCUGCAGAACAGCCCGCCGCCGCCGCCGCCUCCAGCUCGAGGUGGACACGCACCCGGCGCCCCGCGGGCGAACCAAGAGCACCCCCGCCUCUCCCGCUGCUUUCGGCCCCCUUUGAACCAGCGGAGAGGCCGGCACCGCACCACCGGGCUGCGGAAAGCAGCAGUGCAGCCGCCCCCCCGGCGAGUAGUAGUGAUGCAUGGACGACCCCCGUACGAGCCCGACCUCCUCCUCCGCCCGCGAUGCCGGCUUCCCGCCAUCAUGUCGAUACGUGGGGCGGCCCUGCAACAGCGCCGCCGGUGAGACACCAUGUACCGGCGGCACCCCCGCCGUCGCCUCCUCCUCCGCAGCCGGUGUUUAGCGCAUCCCCGCUAUUUAGAUAUCAGGGUUCUGAGUCUCCGUCGCCGCCUUUAUUGUCGCCGGAACGGCCGAAACCACGGGUUGUGACGCAUGCUAGUUAUCGGGUCGACCCAUCAUCUCCUGCUACUCUUGCUGCGGCGGCCCCGCUACCGUCAUCGUCGCCAGAACGACCGAAACCGAAACCGAAACCGCGGGUUGUGACGCAUGCUAAUUUCCGGGUCGAUCCGUCUCCUGCUGCGGCCCCGCCGCCGCCGCCGCCGGUUUUCAAGACGCCCGUGGCGGGCAAGCGGCAGAAACUCGAUGUCAUAUCCAUCGACUCCGACUCCUCCCCCGACUCUGGCGGACCAGCAGCAGCACCGCGCAGUGCGGUCUCUGUGCCCAACACAGACUCGAUCCCGCGGAGAGCCCGGAGGGAUAGACAAUCUUCUUAUUCUUCGCCGACAAAAGAUCAAGAGCCGGUGUUGAGUACUGCUACGCGCUCGCUGUUGCAGGACGGCAGCGCGGGUAAGAAGAAGAAGGCGCCGGUGAAGAGCGUAAAGACGAAGGCUGCCCCCGGGAAGCGGAAGACGAAGCCUCCAGAGGUGGCGGUGGAGGAAGAGGCGGCGGCGGCGGCGGCGGCAAAGAAAAGCACCCGCCUCACCGACGCCGAGAAGGCCCAGCGCGCCGCCGAGAAGGAAGCCGCCAAAGAAGCCGUCAAGCUGCAGCGCCAGCAGGAACGAGAAGCCAAAGCCGCCGAGCGCGACGCAGCAAAGGCGCAGAAGAAUCGGGAGCGCGAGGCCAAGGAGCUCGAGAAGAAGCAGGAGCAAGAGCUGGCGCUGGCGAAUAAGCUACGCAUGUCGCGGAAGGACUCGGUGCAGGAGAUGAUUGUGGACAUGUCGCAGCACCUCAAGGACUCUGCGACGGGCCAGUCGCUGGCGCGCUUCCUGGUGGGGUUGGGGUGCGAGGUGAAUACCACCUGGUAUCCGACGCUGCCUGAGGGCACGCAGCGGGAGUGGCGGGUGGCAAAGUGGCGGAGGAAGGUGACGACGGAGUGGGAUGAGAGGCGCGCGCUGUUUGUGCCCUUGCCGGCCAUGAAGGUCACCGAUGAGCGCCAUGUGCUCGUCUAUCUCACCGCGCAGGAGUUCUGGCAGCUGGCAGAGGGUGCGGAAGAAGCUAGGCUGGCGGAGCAUGUCCAGCUGGCGAGUGGCUUCUCGCCGGGGAUGCAGGAUGUGAAGGUGUUGUAUCUGCUGGAGGGGGUGGAGGCAUUUGUCCGCGGGAAUCGGAACAAUAGGAAUAGAGAGUACCAGAACAGGGUUCGCGCGGCGCUGGGCGAGGGCGCGAGUAUACCGGCCGACGCGGAGAUUCUUGAUGAAGACGUGCUGCAGGACGCACUGCUGGAGCUCCAGAUCGUCCAUGGGUGUCUUGUGCACCACACGGCCUCGGGCGUCGAGUCGGCGGAGUGGAUCAGUAAGUUUACGACCGAUAUCUCGACUAUUCCUUACAAGAACUCGCGGAGCGCAAUCGGCGCGGCGGGCUUCUGCACAGACGCGGGCCAGCUCCGCGUCGGUAUUGGCAAGGCAGAUACGUUCCGCCGCAUGCUGGAGGAGAUUCAUCGUGUGACGCCGAGCGUGGCGGAGGCGGUGGUGCGCGUGUAUCCGGAUGUGCGGGCGCUCGUGGAGGCGUUUGCGGGGUAUGGGGAGGAGAUGUUGGCGGAUUUGCCGAUCUCGACGACAAGGGGUGGGAGGACAACGGAUAAGACGGUGGGGCAGUCGAUUAGUAGGAGGAUUUGUGGGGUAUUUAUGAAUAGGGAUCCGGAUAGUGUUGAGAUCUAG
Molecule: messenger RNA, 2688 nt
Organism: Morchella importuna
Lineage: Eukaryota; Fungi; Ascomycota; Pezizomycetes; Pezizales; Morchellaceae
Exons: 7
Coding region: 1-2688 (895 amino acids)
Biological process (GO): resolution of meiotic recombination intermediates; replication fork processing; mitotic intra-S DNA damage checkpoint signaling
Cellular component (GO): nucleus; Holliday junction resolvase complex
Molecular function (GO): DNA binding; nuclease activity
Source: RefSeq, a predicted model, not a curated record